Messenger RNA from Echinops telfairi (small Madagascar hedgehog), 2891 nucleotides. RefSeq names its product BTB domain containing 18 (gene BTBD18). The record is from RefSeq and is a predicted model, not a curated record. Gene Ontology annotation, molecular function: protein binding. The transcript is spliced from 4 exons. Gene Ontology annotation, biological process: positive regulation of transcription elongation by RNA polymerase II. NCBI's taxonomy places the organism in Eukaryota, Metazoa, Chordata, Mammalia, Afrosoricida, Tenrecidae. The coding region runs from base 177 to 2321 and encodes 714 amino acids.
UGACGAGGACUCUUAGCACGGAGAGCCUGACCGGAGCAAAACAGCGAUUCCAGCCUUGACCUGAGUUAUUCGGACUCUCGGGACCACCUGACAGAAAACUGCAUGCCAGGAAAAGCCACCAUCUGUGCGGAAUCUGAUCUGUGAAAACCUUGAAGGUUUGUUACAAGAUUGCCAACAUGUGUUCUCCAGACAACUCCAAAAUCCUGUACCGGAACCCUCGGUUCCUCCAAUUUGCUUUUUUGCAACUUCGGCACCAGCAGCAGAAUGGUGUGUUCUGUGAUGUCCUUCUGCAGGCAGAAGGUGAAGCAGUCCCAGCCCAUUGCUGCAUCCUGUCGGCCUGCAGCCCCUUCUUCACAGAACGCCUGGAGCGGGAGAGGCCAGCACAGGGUCGGAAGGUGGUGGUAGAGCUGGGCGGCCUGAAGAUCCGGAUACUUCGGAAGCUGGUGGACUUCCUUUACACCUCAGAGAUGGAAGUAUCUCGAGAAGAAGCCCUGGAUGUACUCUCUGCCGCCCGUCAGCUCCGGCUACUGGAGCUAGAAUCUCUUCAGCUAGAGGGUGGCAAGCUGGUAAAGGCCCCUCAGGGCCGAAGACUGAACCGAGAAUGCUUACAGCCUCCUAUCUCUGCCAGAGUGGUAGCACCCAGCCGCCACCCUCGAGCCCCAGUACCUGUUAACCAGACACCCUGUAGCACUGGAGCAGUGAGAUUGAAAUCUUCAGGGAAGGAAGAGGGUCCCCAGGAGAAAAGCAAUCGACAGAAUGUAGAGAAUUUGUCUGGCAAUCUUCUGCUCAAAAGGCGGGUCAGACCCUGCCCAAAUCAGGAAAAAAGCUCUUCACCAUCAAGCCACAGUCAGAGGCCUGAGGAAAACAAGGGUGACCCCAGCCUUGGCUCUGCAGCUCUUUCCCUACCCAGCUUGUACCCGUCUGCGAGUGAGAGACUACCCAGAAAGAUCAGGCUAAGCCGCUCAAAGCCAGCUCAUUUGUGUGCCCCAAAGACGCCCAGUGUGUUGAGUGGACCCAGCUCAGUGCCCACAGCCACUGGCCGGCGUCUUUGGCGGCAAAGGAGUGUAAAGAAAGAAGUACCAGACGACAAACAGAACCCAGGGAGCACUAAUCCUCUACAGAGCACUCCAAGCCCAUCUGGUGUUGGGAACAAGAAGCGGAGUCCAGAAGGCAGAGUCCCUAACUCUGACUCAGUGGAGGAGGGACAAGUGGGGAGAGUGAAACUUCGGAAGAUUGUAAAUGGAACCAGCUGGGAGGUGGUGCAAGAACCCCCUCUUAAAGACUCUCAAGGUAGCCCCCACAUCCCAGAACGUGGCAGAGGCUUAGAAGAGCCUGUAGGAACUCAGCCACCCUCACUCAUGGAGCAAGAAAUGGUAUCUGCACCCAUAGAUCUGUGUCAGGACUCCCCCUUGUGCUCUAGGUUUCAAGACAUUCUGCUCUCUGCAAGAUGUUCCCCAGACCACCCCAUGGUGAAGUCCAAGAUUGAGUCCAGUCCAGAACUGGUCGGGAAAGAGGCUGUGCUGGCGACUGACUACAGAGAGAACUUUGAGUUCGACACAAGACUCCUUGGGCAGCCCUAUGAAGCUGAAGAGUACCGGAUCACAAGCGCUGCUGCCACUAGUGAACUGGAGGAGAUCCUGGACUAUGUGCUCUGUGGCUCAGACAUUGGACCACCUGUAGGGUCUCUGGAGAGUUCCAGGGCCGAGGGGUGUCAGACCCCCAGUUAUCAACUGACAGAAACAGGGAAGGACUGGAAUGAAGAAUGGUGCUUGCCAGACAUGGACCUUUGGCCCAGGGAGCUCACAGAAUUGGAAAAGGAACCUGUAAGCGAGAACAAAGAACCAGUGGAGCCCUUCAGUCCAUUCUUCAUACCCUCUGAGAACAAAGAGCCAACAGAGCCCCUGAGCCCCCUAGUCAUGCCCUCCGAGGUGAGCGAAAAUGAAGUACUUUCAAUGCCAGGCUCUUGGACUCCAGACCUUGACAUUACUAGCCCUCACCCAUUGGUUGAUCAGAGAGACAAUUUUGUCCACAUAGACUCUAUUGAGCCUCUGCCAGGGUCCUAUGGAGACUUCUCUUCCUGUUCAAACUGGUUGGAGACAGGGUUGGAGGUGUCCCUAACCAUGGAUGAGGCAUUGUACCCAACUCCAGGGACAGACAAAACGAUCAAUAACUCAGAAUUGCUGGAGCCACAUCCUGACAGCUCUGAAGAGGAGAUCGAUGUGGUGAACUGGGCUUCAGAGAUGGUAGUACCCACCAGUAUUCCCUCUGUGUGGCCAGACCCUUCCUCGGAGUCAGAAACAGAGGUCGAUAUAUUAACGUAGCAGAGAAGAGGGCAGGUGAAGGGAUCUGGGAAAGUAAGGGAGGUGGGUGGGGAACAUCAGCACAUGCCAUCUCAGCACAAGCGGGAGUGCAUUAGGCUCUUUGUAGGUCUCCUCCUCCCCUCUGUGGGAACCACACAGUAGCCAAGUGGUACCCUGAGUGGAAAAUUAGGAACGCUCCUUCUGCAAUUUAUUUUCUAGUCAUUAAAAAUAAUGUAACAGGGGUCUCCAGUCCCAGCAGACAAGGUCAGCCAGGUUUUAAAGGUCCGAGGUUAUUGCAUCACUGAUAAUUCACGAAAGUUGAGAAAAAGCAUCCUCUGGUUGUGUGUUCUGGAUAAAAAAAAAUUCCAGAAGGUGAAAUAGUUAAGUCUCAGGAGAUAAGCAAGCAGUAGUGGAAGGACAUUAUCUAGAACUUAAUGCACAGAGCGCUUACUUACUGCCAGUCCGGGAAGUCUAGCCCAAACCUCCAUGGGGGCCUAGGAACUUAUACUUCUGUCGCCACUUCCAAGAAGUGAGUUGAAACUUAGUUGGGGUUUUUUUAAAGAAAAAUAAAUUAUUUACUUCUCUACCAUA